CCUCCAUUGAUAAAAUCCACUGAGUCUCCGCCAAUUCUUAGAAGAAAGACCAGCUGCAAAUACACAAGCAACGGCGUCCAAGUUCAUACAAAAAAUAAUUGAACACAGAGCUGUGAGAGUCCCGACUACUUAGUCACGUCAUUCGAUUGGUAUUAAAAAAUCACAGUGCUUUACUGGAACUAUCAGUCGAAAUGCUGAACACCCCGUCAGAUGGCGAGCUGACUCUGGCGGUCUUGGGCUGCGGCACCAUGGGGAUCGCCAUCCUGUCCGGCAUCCUCACCUCCCUCCAGGACAUGGCGGCAAGUGGAGUGUUGUCUGCAUCCGCGUCCGGGACGUCGACUCCGGUCCACCCCGAGGUCCCCGACCGCCUUCCCAGCCGGUUCAUCGCCUGCGUGCGGCGUCCCGAGAGCGCCAAGAAGGUCAAGGUGGCGCUAGCGGAGCACUUGUCCGUCGUAAAGGUCGUGCAGAAUGACAACCUCGCCUCGGCCCGGCAGGCCGGCGUCGUGAUCCUGGCCUGCAAGCCCCAGAUGAUCGGCGACCUGUUGAGCAAGCCCGGCAUCGCCGAGGCCCUGCGCGGCAAGCUCCUCAUCAGCAUCUGCGCCGGCGUCACCGUGCCCCAGAUCGAGGGUCACCUGGAGCAGGCCCUGGGGUCCAAGGACGUCGAGAACCCCUGCCGCGUCGUGCGCGCCAUGCCCAACACGGCAUCCAUGAUCCGCGAGAGUAUGACCGUCGUGGCCACGACAGAGCCGCCACUGCCGCCUCAGGUUUCCAGCCUGGUGACGUGGAUCUUCAAGCGCAUCGGAGAUGUCGUCUACCUCCCGGCGAGCACUAUGGAUGCGUCAACCGCGCUUUGCGGUUCCGGUCCAGCCUUCUUUGCCCUGAUGUUGGAGGCGGCUGUCGAUGGCGCCGUGGCCAUGGGCUUGCCUCGAGCUGAGGCUUUGAGGAUGGCCGCCCAGACCAUGAAGGGAACCGCCGCUUUGGUACAGCAUGGAGACCACCCUGCCCUGCUCAGGGACAAAGUCAGCACACCGGGAGGUUGCACCAUUGGUGGACUGCUCGUACUCGAGGAAGGUAUCGUCAGGGGUACGGUUGCGAGGGCGGUUAGGGAGGCUACAGUUGUAGCCAGUCAGCUCGGCCAAGGUGUGCAAGGAGUGAACGGGACGCGACCUAUGCGACACUGAGCAAACAAGGGAAGACGAUGGUGAGCAACAUGCAUGCGGAUAUUGUAGCAAUGAGAUUUCCUAGGUAGCAUGAAUGGCAGUGUGACCUGCGAUUUCGCCCAUA
Messenger RNA from Pyricularia oryzae 70-15, 1284 nucleotides. Its product is annotated as pyrroline-5-carboxylate reductase. Bases 192 to 1181 code for a protein of 329 amino acids. NCBI's taxonomy places the organism in Eukaryota, Fungi, Ascomycota, Sordariomycetes, Magnaporthales, Pyriculariaceae. Gene Ontology annotation, molecular function: pyrroline-5-carboxylate reductase activity. The transcript has 3 exons. The record is from RefSeq and is a predicted model, not a curated record. Gene Ontology annotation, biological process: L-proline biosynthetic process.